UCGUUGCCAGGCAGUCCUUGGUCGCACGUUGAAUGCCGUACGCUCUCCCACGGGGCUGCGCGCAGUAAGCAUAAUGUCGACCGCGGCUGACUGCACCGCGUUGUUUGUUGCACCCUCCUUCUCUGGCUCUCAACAGCAAUCCUCUUCGACACCUGCUCUUCUGCUUUUUUGGUCGUUUCCUUCUGCUUGCUAGUUACCUUUGCUCAAUAUGGGUCUUCCGCUUGCUGCGAGUGUCGUCCUCAUCGUUGUCGGAGCGUGCCUCAUUUUGACUGCCCCAUACAUAGCAGCGCUUGUUUAUCGUCAUCUGCGACGCUGCAAAGAACCGUCUCCACAAGAUACAGAAACGCCCAGCUUACAGGGAGCACCUAUCUCCAAGACGUGGAUGAACCGCUGGAAUGCCUUUCUCGAAACACACAGCAAGGACCUUGAAACUCAUAGUUCUCAGGCAGACCUUGAAGCAAGUCUUGAACCAGCCCUGGUCUCCAUGAACACGCCGUUGGCGGAAAAAGUUCAGGAGCAGGGCCCGGCUCUCACGCUCACUGAUGUGGAGCUGCGUGAGAGGCUUGCGGAGAAGUUUGCCGCGAGGGCUUUUCGACCUCCGCGCAACAAUCGUGGGGACAACGUUGCUUACAGUAUGCCUCGUGCGAUACGUUGCUCUGCCAGUCACUGAUUCUGUGUGAAUAGGACAGUCAGUCAGUUCAAUCAAUGCUUUCGCAGGUAGAGUUGGGGAAGACGGAUUGAAGGAGCUUCAACAAGCCUACGAAGAAGCAACUGCCU
Saitoella complicata NRRL Y-17804 is the source of this 777-nucleotide messenger RNA. RefSeq lists its product as uncharacterized. The transcript has 4 exons. NCBI's taxonomy places the organism in Eukaryota, Fungi, Ascomycota, Saitoellomycetes, Saitoellales, Saitoellaceae. Bases 209 to 670 code for a protein of 153 amino acids. The record is from RefSeq and is a predicted model, not a curated record.